Messenger RNA from Cherax quadricarinatus, 2038 nucleotides. RefSeq names its product UDP-glucosyltransferase 2-like. Lineage: Eukaryota; Metazoa; Arthropoda; Malacostraca; Decapoda; Parastacidae. Gene Ontology annotation, molecular function: UDP-glycosyltransferase activity. The record is from RefSeq and is a predicted model, not a curated record.
AUGCGGUGGUUGAUACUCAAUCGUGUAUACACUUCCUUCUUGCUGGUAAACUUGAAAGCUGUUAAAGCAUCAGUAAGGAACUUUCAAGACUGGAAAUAUGAAAUUGUUAGUGUGGUUGGCAGUGUUGAUGGGUGUGAGUGAAGGGUCCCGGGUGCUGAUGGUGCUGCCGCUGGGUUCUUCGUCUCACAAGAACAUAAUAAUACCGUUGGCCGAGGCUCUGGGUAGUCGUGGACAUCAGGUGAUCGUUGCUUCACUUCACGCCAGUCCUGCUAACUCUUCCCGCUCCUACACCGACCUGGUAGCCUCCGACGCCUGGGAGACCAUCCGUAAAGUGACGGGCGACUUCAAUGUCUUCAAGAUGCGAGAAGCUAACGGUGGGAAAGACGUGAACUCCGAAGUAAUGAAGAAAGUGCUACGUAAUCUGCCAGAGUAUUGUGACGCCUUUCUGCGUGACCCUGGAGUGCAGACCGCCUGGACCAGCAAGCCAGACCUGAUCCUCCUGCCGGCGUUCAUGAACGAGUGUGGGCUGGCACUAGUUCACAAGUUCAAGGCGCCCUUCAUCUAUGUCACCACCUCGGGUCUCACCCCUUGGACAGCAGACCUUAUGGGCAACCCGGAAAACCCUUCCUACAUACCCAACCAGUACCUCACCUACGGUGCCCACAUGAGCCUUUGGCAACGCACAGUCAACACCCUCGUCAGAAUCGCUGGUCCGUAUCUGAGGAAACAAUUGGUGAUGAACAGACUGGAUGGAGUGGUGCAGAGGUUCCUGGGAGACCCAUCAGUGUCACUGUCUGAGGUGGAGAAGAACGUGUCACUGGUCUUAGUCAACUCUCACUAUUCUCUGGGGCACCCACGCCCCAUGCUACCCAACGUGGUGGAGGUGGGUGGUAUGCACUGCCGCCCAGGCCGCCCCCUGCAGGACGCCCAACUUCGACAUUUCCUGGACUCUUCUACCGUACCUGUGGUGCUCUUUAGUCUGGGCUCAUCAAUCCGCAGCGAACAACUUCCUCCUCGGGUGUUGCACUCACUGAUGGCUGCCUUCCGUCGUCUUCCCUACCGAGUAUUAUGGAAGUGGGGGGGCGGUGCCCUUUCGGACCUUCCAGCUAAUGUAAUGACCCGCCCCUGGCUGCCACAGCAAGACGUGUUGGCACACAAACGGGUACGCGCCUUUUUCACCCACGGAGGAUUGCUGUCACUUCAGGAGGCUGUCUACCACAAUGUUCCACUGGUAGGACUGCCCAUCAUGAGUGACCAACACCUCAACGUUCGUCAGGCUGUGGCCUCAGGUGUGGCCGUCGAACUCAGUCUGGAUAGCCUGACGGAGGAGGGAGUGUACCAGGCUAUUAGGAGCGUGGUGGAGGAGAAACAAUACAGACAGAGAGUGAUGGAGAGGUCACAGCUUCUGCGUCACCAACAAUCUCCACCACUGGACACAGCUGUCUACUGGGCUGAACAUGUGCUACGUUAUGGCGGUGGUCAACACCUGCGGUCUGCAGCAGUUGACAUGCCACUCUACCAAUACCUGCUACUCGAUGUUGCUGCUUUUCUACUGACACUCACUGUUCUGCUGCUGCUGCUGCUUCGUUCAGUCCUGACAGCACUCAAACGCUUGUUUGUGCGCGUCCUCAAGAACACUGUUACAAAAGCCCUUACAACUCUCAGAACACAUGUUAAGUUACAAUAAGACACUGACUACAGCUGAGAGAGAGAUCUGAACCCAGAGAGAAAAACGUAUCUGUUAGCAUUUGCAUUAGUCUGAUCUCUGUGAUAGCUAAUUAUGUUUAGGUUCAGGUUUUUCUCUGUCUGUGAACUUUCUGAUAAUGUUCGAUAGCUUCUAUUAUUGCUGUGAUAGAUCUUAAAAAGUACAAUUACUACCAUUACAAUCAUCUCCAAUAUUCACUUCUCAUCUCACACAAUCAUUUCAUGUUUCUUCAUUUAUAUAUGAAAAUUUUUUUAUGAGUUCAGUGUAAUUCCCAUUUGUAUUUUAUUACCACAAAUAUAUUUUUUAUACUUUCUCAAUAAAGAUCAUUUUGAA